GUUUACAAUAGAUGCGGCAGGCGCAGUUCCAAUUUCCUGCCCAUCCCCUCGAUGGAUGCACAACGGAGGAUUAUUCGUUUUUGCUAUCGCAAAAAAGAUAGACGAAAUCAUAACCUCAUUGACGUAGAGAGUCAUAAUAAAUAAUGAAUUUUGUGCCUCAUCACGUGUAAACGGCGUCUGAAUAAUUUAACCCCUGCGUUGCUAAACGAGUGCACGUUCCUUUUUGUGCGUGCCCGUGGACGGUGCGUGCAACUGCAGCAUCAGUGAUGAAGCAUUUCGACCUUAAUCCGUAACGACGAUUUCUUCGCAGGCAAUGCUGCUUUGAUUUACGGUGUGUUAUAUGUAUAUUAUGUACAUUUGGUGAAAUGCAUCCUGUUUGGAUACCACCUACUUUUGGACUACGCCACCGUAUCACUCUGCCCUGAACCGCAGCACAUCACAUCAGCAUCGGCACAGCUGGACAGCGGGCACCUUUGAAGGCUGAUCUCUGGAAGCUCUCUGAGCUGUAAGCAGGCUCCAGAAUGAGUGGUCUUUUUGCCAAACUGGACCCACGGCGGAUCCAUUGGGGGGCAACCUGGUAUACCUUCCAGUCCCGCAUCCUGCGCACAAAGCCGGUGGAGUCUAUGCUGGAGAGCACAGGCGGCACUGGAGCUCAUGGCACUAAACUGGCACGUGUGCUCUCCACCGUGGACCUUGUUUCUCUGGGAGUGGGAAGCUGUGUGGGUACGGGCAUGUACGUGGUAUCUGGACUCGUUGCUAAGGAAAUGGCAGGUCCUGGGGUCAUUGUGUCUUUCAUCAUCGCUGCCGUGGCCUCCAUCCUGUCAGGUGUGUGUUAUGCUGAGUUUGGUGUGCGAGUGCCUAAAACCACAGGUUCAGCCUACACCUACAGCUAUGUGACAGUUGGCGAGUUUGUGGCUUUUUUCAUUGGCUGGAAUCUGAUUUUGGAGUAUCUGAUCGGCACAGCGGCAGGAGCCAGUGCACUUAGCAGUAUGUUUGACUCGCUGGCCAAUCACAGCAUCAGUGGCUUCAUGAUCAACCACAUAGGGACGCUCAAUGGACUGGGUAAGGGCGAGCAGUCGUAUCCUGACAUCCUGGCCCUCGUCAUAGCCAUCCUUGUGACUGUGAUAGUUGCUCUGGGUGUGAAGAACUCAGUGGGCUUCAACAAUGUGCUGAACAUCAUCAAUCUGUUGGUGUGGGUCUUCAUGAUGAUUGCAGGACUGUUCUUCGUCAGUGGGAGCAAUUGGGACGAGGGGCGAUUCCUGCCGUAUGGCUGGUCAGGGGUCAUGCAGGGUGCAGCUACCUGCUUCUAUGCCUUUAUAGGAUUUGACAUCAUAGCGACUACUGGAGAGGAAGCUAAGAGUCCCAACACCUCCAUCCCUUAUGCUAUCACUGCCUCUCUGGUCACCUGCCUCACUGCCUACGUUUCUGUGAGUGUGAUCCUUACUCUAAUGGUUCCCUACACUGAAAUUGAUACAGAAGCUCCACUGAUGGAAAUGUUUUCUCGACAUGGCUUCCAAACUGCCAAAUACAUAGUGGCCAUCGGCUCCAUUGCAGGACUUACAGUCAGUUUGUUGGGAUCCCUCUUUCCAAUGCCAAGAGUCAUCUACGCCAUGGCAGGAGAUGGUUUGCUCUUCAGGUUCUUGGCCCAAGUAAGUACAUACACAGAGACACCUGCCGUGGCCUGUGUGGUGUCUGGGUUCUUCUCGGCUCUGAUGGCUCUGCUUGUCAGCCUGAGGGACCUGAUCGAGAUGAUGUCCAUUGGCACUCUGCUAGCCUACACGCUAGUGUCGGUUUGCGUGCUAUUGCUACGCUACCAGCCUGAAGGAGACAUCCACGGUUUCGUCAAUUUUCUUUCAGAGCAGAAUUCAAAGCGUAAAGAGGGGGUGUUGGCCGAGUGCGAGAAGGAAGCCUGUUCACCGGUAAGCGAGGGUGAUGAUUUCGGAGGACCUCCCACAAACACCUGUGGAGCAAAGAACCUCCCUUCGCUAGGAGACAAUGAGAUGCUGAUUGGCAAGCCUGACAAAUCCACCUACAACGCCAGUCACCCAAACUACGGCACCGUAGACAUGUCCUCAGGUAUCGAAUCGGACGAGGCGGACAGUGUGUACCUGCUCAAACUGAAGAAGCUGCUUGGGCCACGCUAUUACACCAUGCGCAUUCGGCUUGGCCUGCCGGGCAAGAUGGACCGGCCCACUGUGGCCACAGGUCGCACCGUCACCCGCUGUGUCAUUCUGCUCUUCAUUCUCAUUUUCUCUUUCUGUUCCCUCAUCAUCUUCGGGUCGGGUCAGAUCGCAGAGGGUCAAUGGUGGGCCGUGCUACUGCUGGUGAUAUUGUUGCUUGUCAUGAUGCUCUUAAUCUUCAUCAUCAUUCAGCAGCCCGAGAACCCCAAGCGUCUGCCCUACAUGGCUCCCUGCGUUCCCUUCGUCCCAGCCUCUGCCAUGCUGGUAAAUGUUUAUCUCAUGCUCAAGCUGUCCAGCAUCACUUGGAUCCGUUUUGGCAUGUGGUGCUUUGUGGGUGUUCUGAUUUACUUUGGCUACGGCAUGUGGAAUAGCACCCUGGAGAUCACGGCUCGUGAGGAGGAGGCCCACGCCAGCACGUACCAGCGCUAUGACAUGGGUGUGGACGACAAUUUUGCAGCUGAUGAUGAUCUGCAUCCUUCAGGAGACGGCGGCCAGUUCCAAAGCUGGAGCUCCCAAUAGGGAAGAGGCAGCCACCAAAAACAGCAACACCAGGAGCAACACCAUCUCCAGGACAAGGCAGACAACAACAGGACCUCACACAGCAGGGCCAAAAGCAAAGCUACCAAAGCCAGUCCAGGCUUUGAGGCGCUGGUGGUUGAUGAUGAUUUGGACGAUCCUCUGGAAUGAGAAUGUAAUUUGAAUGUACCCGUGACUGCAGAACCCUUGGGCUAGGUUGUUAUCUCUGCAAUGAAUAUUUAUAUCAUUCCAUUUCUUCAUUUGCAGCCUUUUUUCACCAUUGGUAGGAUAAUCUCAGUGGUUAGGGUGUAUUUAAUAUAUCUUUCAAACGCAUUAUAAAACUUUUGGAUAUUUUAAAAUAUAACAUAGCUCCCAAAUAGUCCUGAGUUAUAGUUGUAUUUAGAGUAGUGAACUCUACAGACUCACCAAGCACUUAAACAUGUCCAGUUUAUGGGUUCAUUUAAUAGCACCCCACCCCCUGAAGUACAAUGGCGAGCAUGAAAUGUAUUGUCAUCUAGCGGGUAGUUUACAGUUGCCCUGUCAGCUAUCACAGUCCCUCAGCUUCUCCUGAAACAAGCCUCGUAACUGAGAAGAGGGUCAUUUUGCUUAGGUCUCUUUCUCUGUUUCACAUCUGUUCACUUUCUGUAUGUGGGGUCGAUUUAAAACCAGCCGAAAUGUUGCCAUUCAAAGCCCCUUGCUGCAAAAGUUCACUUUAAAACCAACCGAUUUGCACAAACUUGUUAUUUGAAUAACUUUGCUAUUCUUGCUUCAGAUAUUUUCCUCCUUAUAAACGCCAUGAAACGCAAAAUGCUAGGACAGACGUUUAAUGGCCUCCAGUUGAUUCUUCCAUGUUAACAUCUAGCCCAAGUGAGGUUUGGACCGUAGGUUGUCACAAAUAGUAAUUGGACUUUGCUUGCAAUAGUGCCUUCAUCUGUUAAUGUGCGAUUUAAAUAUGUCCAUCAAAAUGUCCAUGCUUGUUUGUUUAGCAUUUUCACAUUUUCGUUUGAUGUCGACGUAAGGAGGCAUUGCCAUGCUGUAGGUUUGUUUCCCGGUCAAGGUUCUUACACGUGUGCCUGUCAGUCUUCAUUUUUCACCGCUCCAUCCAUCUUAUGCCAGUGAUUCCAGUCCAUCCUUGCAAGCAGGCAGCUCUGUGUAAAUACCAACAGUGUGACCGCAGUACGAUUUGUCUUUCAGCUGGUUAGUGUAUAUUCCCUUCGAAAAAAGACAGAGGCUACAUGAAGUGCAUGUAGUGAGGAGCGUGUUGUGAAUUUUUAUCUGGGUGUGCUCUUCUGCUGUUCCCUCCCCCAUGAUUCACGUGGCGUCCGACUGAUUUGUCCAAUCCAACUCUAUCUGUGUUGCAGCUGUGCCAGCCGAAAAGUCAAAAAGAAAAA
Molecule: messenger RNA, 4087 nt
Organism: Triplophysa rosa
Lineage: Eukaryota; Metazoa; Chordata; Actinopteri; Cypriniformes; Nemacheilidae
Gene: slc7a14a
Product: solute carrier family 7 member 14a
Exons: 8
Coding region: 522-2699 (725 amino acids)
Biological process (GO): amino acid transport; transmembrane transport
Cellular component (GO): plasma membrane
Molecular function (GO): amino acid transmembrane transporter activity
Source: RefSeq, a predicted model, not a curated record